AUGGCUCCUCCGGCCGCGCCCGCCCGCGCUCAGCGCCCCCGCGCCCGGCUCGGCGCGCCCAUGGGCCCGGGCCCCAGUGCGGCCGCGCGCCCCCGACCGGGUCACGGCCUGGGCGCGCCGGGCGCUGCGGGGGGCGGCCGCGGCCCCUCCGCGCUCAUGCCCGGCCCGGCCCGCGGGGGUGGCCGCGGGGGUGGCCGCUCGGCCGCGGUGGCUGCUCGGGGCCCGGACUGCCGGCGGGGGCUGCGGGCGGGGAGCACGGAGGCGCGGGCGGUCCGCUCGGCUGCUCGGCUCGCCGCUCCUCUGCUCGCCUCUGCGCGCGGCUCCUCCUCUCCCGGGCUCCGCUCCCCGGCUCCGCCCCUCCCGCCCCUGCCCUCCGCCCGCCGCCCCCCUCGGCCCUGCCUCGGGCCGCCCGGGCCCCGCGCGCACGUCACGGGCGCCAGUGAGCAUGCGCCCCGCGCCCGCCGCCCCCGCCCCUGCCCGCCACGCCCGCCCUCGCUCACCGCGCGCGCGCGGGGCCCGCCCUCCGCGUCCCUGAGCCCGGCCGGCCCCGGCGCGCGGACGGCCCGAGGGCGCUGGGCGGUGGGGGCGGGGACGACUCCCUGUUGCUUCCGCCUCCCGGGGCCUGGCCUGCGGCCCGGUGCGCCCCGCGGGAAGGAGCCUCGGCCUGGCCCGCCCCGGCCUGACGCCCGCCCGAAACUUCGGUCUCGCUCCGGAAGGCCGGAGGGCGGGCGCCAGGUCGCGGAGGGCGCCGUGGGGCCGGGCGGGAGACCCGCUGCCCGGGUCUGGGCGGCGCGCUGGGGCCCAGUCGGUCCCCAGCCGGUCCCCAAGCGCGGGGGCUCCUGCUUCGCAGGUGGGGGCGGGGUCGUGCCUCGGGCAAUGCCCCGUGCGCUCCGCUUUGCUGCGCGGGGAGUCGUGCUCUGGCUGCGGCGAGGUGUGGAACCGUUCUCGAACCUGUUGCAGCAGCGGGCAGCCGGGCUGGGCCGCCGGUCCCGUUCCUUCCUGCCCCGUCCAGGGCGGCCACCCCGAGGCCCAGUCUGGGAGGCCACGCCCGGCCCCGGGCUCCAGGUCCCUGCGGCACCGCGCUCCGCGCUGCCGGCCCUGAACCGGGCGGGCAGAGCUGGUCCUGAGAGGCGCGACCCCACAAUUUCACUCCCGCCCCGGGCUGUUUCUGGUUUCCCAGCGGAGAACGGACUCUUCGGCUCGCAGUCGGCCUGUGCUAAGUGA
Messenger RNA from Neogale vison (American mink), 1224 nucleotides. RefSeq names its product collagen alpha-1(I) chain-like. The transcript has 2 exons. Bases 1 to 1224 code for a protein of 407 amino acids. The record is from RefSeq and is a predicted model, not a curated record. NCBI's taxonomy places the organism in Eukaryota, Metazoa, Chordata, Mammalia, Carnivora, Mustelidae.